Molecule: messenger RNA, 261 nt
Organism: Penicillium roqueforti
Lineage: Eukaryota; Fungi; Ascomycota; Eurotiomycetes; Eurotiales; Aspergillaceae
Exons: 4
Coding region: 1-261 (86 amino acids)
Source: RefSeq, a predicted model, not a curated record
AUGUUGGCCCUCGGUAUUGUCUUCCUCCUUGGUGGUGCUACUAUUACAAGCUCCUACUACAAUACCGUCAUUGCCUUUGGCGUGCUACUUUGGCUGCUAUUUAUUGCCCUAGUUAUAUUUACCAGUCUUGCCAUGUGUGGUGUUUUGGUGUCUGAUUGGGCUGGGUACCAGUCUCCCAGGAAGGAGAAGGGAGUUGGUAUGAACCAAACUAGGGCUGGCCCUGCUCACGAAGUGCCGACGACCGAACAGUCAAUGGCUUAG